AGCGUAAUCAAGCAGGUGAAAAUGGCUGAAUCACAGAGAGGGACGGUGCAGGGCAGGAAGAGAUGGAGUUUACCACAGAGAGGUGAGACGGAACAGAACAAAGACAGAACCCUCAUUCCCGAUGAGGAAAUGGAAAGAAAACUGGUGGUUCCUUUCAGAGGUCACAUCUCCGGCGGACUUCGGCCAGGGAAGAAGCUUGUAAUUGUGGGUGUUGUGGAUCCCCAUCCUGAUCGGUUCUACAUCGCUCUAACGUGCGGCCGUGGAACGUCCAGAGAGCCUCCUCCUAAUGUGGCAUUGGAGCUGUGUGUUCGAUUCAGGGACCGCCAAAUCCUGAGGAGAGCCUGUGUGUCUGGAGCCUGGGGAGACUUGGACAGAGCGGCACCCUUCUUCCCAUUCAUCAGGGACCAGCCCUUUAAGAUUGAGCUUCACUGUGAGCAGAGCAGACUCCGUGGGUUUGUUGACGGGCAGAAGCUGUUUGACUUCCUCCACAGAGUUAUGCCGCUCAGCAACAUUGACACGUUAUGGAUCAAAGGCAGCAUAGCCAUCACUAAACUGGCUUGAAACCAAUGACUUUUAAAGGAGCCAGCUCAUGAGAGAAAAUGUAGGCACAAAAUAUGGUAAAAUAUUACCAAUGGUCCUUUUGAGACGUCAUGUUAUCUUAAAUAUGAGUUGCUUUCAUUUAUACCCGAAAAUGAAACCGUUGACGAAACGCAGCUAGAACUGCCUCUUAGGCAAGUUAAUUAUUGCGUUGGCUAUGGUAGUCCAGAGAAUUUUUGUAUUUUAGUUUUCUUGAUUGUUUUCUGCAAAAUAUUUUGUGUCUCUGAAGAUCUUUGGAGUUGAAUUUGGUCAUUCUCAAGCAGCAUUUUAGUUGAUUUACUCUGCUCACCUCACAUGGACUCACACUGAUUAAAUAAACCAAGAAAAUAAAAUAUUUGUCCUUAUAUUUUAAACAGCGUACCAAUAAAGGGUUGAAAACACAAUACUUCAAACCCCUUUUUUCAAAAUUAGAGUUUUAGGAGAUCAAUUUAGAAAUCCAGUUCUUUUGUUGGUGAGCAGAUUAAAAGGUAAAAAAAGGGUUGACUUUUGCAGAUUAUAUAUUAUUUUAACAGCAGACAGGUGAAGGUGGGACACAAACAUUUAAAAAAGGAACUUUUUUUUUUAAUUACGCCGACUAGCCAGAAUGAAGCCCCUGCUGUCCAGAGUACAUUUAGAGACUGUCACACAUGCUUUUGUUCUAUUAAGGCUCGACUACUGCAAUGCACUGUGUGCCGGCCUUAGUCAGGGUGCGGUAGCACGCUUUCAGUUAGUACAAAACUCAGCCGCUAGGUUCGUGACAGGCACUAGGUGCAGGGAACAUAUCACCCCUGUGUUGGCGUCCCUUCAUUGGCUGCCUGUGCAAUACAGGGCAAAAUUCAAAGUCUUGGUACUGGCAUACAAGGCUUUCCAAGGAACUGCUCCAGCAUGUCUUGGAAACCUUUUGCACAGACAUGCCCCCUCGCGGGCCCUUCGCUCAGCCGGCAGGGAGCUGUUGAUCGUUCCACGCACUAAGUGCAGGUCACGGAAGGGCCGUGCGUUCUCUGUGUUGGCACCUGCACUUUGGAACCAGUUGCCUUUGGCGGUACAUCAACCACCCUCAUUGGGGGUUUUCAAGACUCGCCUUAAGACCCAUUUUUUUGCCAAGGCAUUUCAGGAUUAGCAAAUUUUACCGGGUUUCGAUGCCCCGGCCUCUUGAUCUUUUUCAGGAUUUUAUUUUUUGCUUUUACUCUCCUGUUUUAAUUGAUUUUAUGUUGGUUUUACGAUUGUUAUAUUUUAUUCUGAUGGUUUUAUGUUUUUAUUGUGUUGUGUUCAGCACCUUGGGCAUCUGCAUUGGUCGCAGAAGGGGCUUUAUAAAUAAAUGAAAUGAAACUUCUAAAAAACAUUUUCUUCAUUCUUAGUUGUGGACUAAUCUUUAGACCACAUUGCAGCUGAACAUUUAUGUGUCGGCUGCACAGUGGUGUGGUGGUUAGCGUUGUUGCUUUGCAGCAAGCAGGUCUUGGGUUCAAAUCCCUGUCUUUCUGCAAGGAGGUUGUAUGUUCUCUCUCUGGGUACUCUGACUUCUGCCUUCAGUCCAAAAACAUGACUGUCUGUUUUACUGGUCUCUCUAGAGCUCCGUCUGCCUGCCCAGAGUAUGCUGGAGAUAGGCACCAGCCCCCCAAGUGGUUGUAGAGAAUAGAUGUUCGUGUUUCUUCUUAAGUCGUCUGCAGUUGGGAAGUGAAACAGCAUCAGAGUAAACCCGAUUUUCUUUGUUUUGGUUUUAUGUGGCUUUUGCCCCUCCUGGCUGAAUGUGUGUCAUGUCCUGCUCUGCUGAUGUUGGUGAUAUGGGCAAGGGCACCCCCAGUAAUGAGUAAAGAAAUAAUCAGAAUAAAAAUACAUGUUUCUGCUGCUCACCAUGGGAUUUUUAGGUAAAAAAUACCUAAAAAUCCCAUAAAUUAGGGAUACCAUUUUAAAUAACUGAAAUGUAUAUAUCAGAAAUGUUUGUGUUUGUAAAAUUUAAGCUAAAUGUUUUAGAUACGUACUGUUAUUUUAAUCAAAACAAUAAAGGCACAAUGCAGUACAUCGCCACAGGCUAAACUCUCCCAGACUUACCACAAGGACCAAUUUGGUGUGCUACCCCAAACAUUUCUUUGGUGCCAUCUGGCCACCCCUAUCAAAAUUUCUGGAGGCGCCCCUGGAUAUGGGUAAGGGAAAUCCGAGCACAGCCUGUUUCUACACCAGGACACAUUUUACCGUGUCCUGGUGUAGAAACAGUCAUCAUCCUUCAUGGACACCAGGAGAGUAACGAUGAUGCCGUCUGCUCUGAACAGGUCCCUGUGGUUCCCCUCCCAUCCCAAGUCAUCAUCAGCAUGUGGUUCAUUUGACACUAACCCGCAUUGACGGUCUAAUCAUUCAGAUGAUCUACAGUCUCAUGGGGCUUCUAUCUUCUUCGGUUUCAUGGAGAUGAUCCUCUAUUAUCACCUACUUCCUGCACUCAUCAAUAAUACACCACAGCCACAGUUCACCGACCUGCUAUGCAGCCUUAAACAGAAUACCUUGUGUGUGUGUGUGUGUGUGUGUGUGAGAGAGAGAGAGAGAGAGAGAGAGAGAGAGAGAGAGAGAGAGAGAGAGAGAGAGAGAGAGAGAGAGAGAGAGAGAGAGAGAGAGAGGUCACUUGUGCCAGAUGUGUUUUUCUGCUGGGAAUAGUGACAGAGGAUCAUUCUUUACCCAUAAGGUGGUCCCAUGAUUCUGAGAGGUGGGGGGCAGACUGAGAAUCUAAAAGUCAGUUUUAAUUUUAGCAUGCUGAUUAUUUGAAUGUGGUAACAGACACUUUAGGGCCAUUUUUAGAACCCAAGAACAGGUGAUUUGGUCAUUAGAGAACAAACUGAAAGAUCAGGUAGAGGCUCUGGCCCCGGUAGGCUGGCGUUAUGUUCAGUCGACCUAUCAGCCACUAAGGUUGUGCAAACUGGCCUGAACUGGGCCUCACCAGUUGAGGCCCAGGUGCUGGACACCCUGAACAUGGCUCCAGUCCAUCACAGAGACACACACACAACCAGUCCCACACAAUGAGUCCCCAGUCAGCCUCACACACAUGCUUUUGGUCUGUGGAAAGAACCCUGAGAAAACCCACACAUGCAUAAGGAGAACAUGCUGACUCCACACAGAAAGGCCUCUCUCUCCAGCCACUUUCACCAGCUCCGCCAGGGGGACACAAAGGUGCUCCCAGUCCUGCCAAGACAUCUAAUCCUCCUAUGGUGAGUGUGUGGCCCAGCUAUUGCCUAAAGGUGUCCCAAUAAUUACCAGUUAUUAUUAACGAUGUAUUGUUUAUCAGCUGUGAUCAUAUUACCAGUUAAAAGUACAAUAAAGCUGAUAAGCACAUUUGGGUUUACUCUACACUUCCCCAAAUAAAGCAUUUUACACGUUUUUGUCUAUUGAAUUCUAAAAUUUUUAAAAGUAAAAAAUAAUAAAUACAAAAAUUACCUCAAAGAAUGUAAAAUCAUACAUUUGUUUACUAUUUUCACCCACUUUCAUUUUAAUAUUCAUUUCAUAUCUAUUUAAAUGUUUUUAUAAAUAAUUUUACUCAAGUAAACAAUAAAUCAUCACGUCUGUCACCAACAAGCUGAACGUAGAAGAACAGUUAAACUAAAAGAUGUCGUUGAAAGAAGCAGAAAAAGAUCACAUUUUACUUUUACAUAUUUAUUAAGAAGGCAGUGAUUUUAAACAGUAAAUAAAUCCUAAGAAUCAACUUUUCACUCUCCUCUGCCACACAUCUAAAAACUCUAGUGAUGUGCUGUUAUUCAAAAUUUUAUUAUGUGAUAUUUCAACACUGGGGCUGUUCUGUAAACCUCCAGUGAUUGUGUUAGAGCUUUAGAGGUCGUCUGUGAAUGCAGAGAGAUGAAACAGAUCUGUGGCGCAAGCCUUCACACUGUUCUAAACACCGAGACAUCUGUCUGCAUCAAAGCCAGAUGUUUCUACAUAGAUUCCUCUUUCAGACUUAAGGCCUUGUACACACGUAGCUGGGAUGUUGUAAAACCAAACACCCCCGGGGUUCACACCACCUCAUUUUCAGCUAAAGAAUCCGGUUCAUUGUGAAGCGUUCAUCAGCAUCCUAAACCUGUAGGUGGCAGUGGCUCUCCAAAGCGUCAGCGUCUUUGCCAAAAAACAUUCCUUGGAUGUGGAGUUACUAGGUGACAGGCAAAAACCUGUUGUCUAGAGCAGUAAUUGAGCUUUUACAGGUGAAACCGGAAAUAUUAGAAUAAGGUGCAAAAGAUCAUUUAUUUCAGUGAAACUAAUAUGUGAGAUAGGCUCAUUACACGCAGAGCCCGAUAUUUCUGCAUUUAUUUGUUACAAUUCUGAAGAUUAUGGCUUACAGCUUAUGAAUACUCACCCAUGCAUCCAUUAUUGUCUGCUUUUCCGGAGUCGGGUCACGUGGGCAUCAGCCUAAGAGAGAUCCAGACUUCCCUCUCCCCAACCACUUGGGCCAGCUCCUCAGAGGGAAACCCAAGGUGUUCCCUGGCCAGGUGAAAGACAUAGUCCUUCCAGUGUGUCCUGGGUCUUCCUUUGGGUCUCCUCCCGUUUGGACGUGUCUGGAAAACCUGGAGGCCUCUGGGAGGCAUCCCAACUAGAUGCCUGAGCCAUUCCCAACUGGCUUUUCUCGACGUGGAGGAACAGUGGAUCUACUCUGAGCCCCUCCCGGAUGACUAAGCUUCUCACCCCAUCUCUAAGGGAGAGCCUGCACACCCUGCAGAGAAAAUUAAUUUUGGCUGGUUUGGUUUCCGCGAUCUCAUUCUUUUGGUCAAUACCCAAAGUUUGUGACCAUAUGUGAGGGUAGGAACAUAGAUUGACCGGUAAAUGGAGAGUUUAUAUCGCCCGCAUCACUGCAGACGCAGCACCAAUCUGCCUGUCGAUAUCGUGCUCCAUCUUUCCCUCACUUGUGAACACGACCCCGAGAUACUGAAACUGUUCCACUUGGGCUGUCAUGGUCUGGGUCUGCCCUCAUGUGUCUCCUUGUGUUCCUAAUUUGUCCCCAGAUCUGCAGCCCUCUAGGUUUCCCUCCCCAGGUAUCCCCCUCCCAGGUCCAGUGCUCCCGUGGUCCCCCUUAGGCCUAGUCCACAUGUAGCUGUUUUUUUAAACGAAUAUCCGCCCCUCCAAAAACUUGUCCACACCACCUCGUUUUAAAAAAACUCUGUCCACACGUACCCGGAUAAAUACGUUGUUAAGGACAUGCCAGACCUGUAGGCGGCAGUACUUCCCCCGUUCUUAACCUCGUCCUUCGUCUGUGGUCUUCCGCAAGGAGCAGUAAUUCCUCUUGCAAAAACAAACAAGCAAAAAGCGCUUGGACAAUUGAUAAAGCGAGCGCAGCUCUGAGGGCAUCCAUGCUGUCAGCUAGUGUAAACACAGGUCGCACACGUGAUGUCAGCAUUUUUUGUUGCGGAAAGUGACGUUGCGGACCUUAAAACUCCGGUUUUGUCUGUCCACACGCAGACACCCAAAACGGAGAAAACGCAGAUCUUCACUUUGGCCGGAGUUUUUAAAAAGAUCCGUUUUUGUGUGAAAAAACCCCGUUUUCGUGUGGAUGACAGGCCAAAACGUAGAAAAAUAUCUAGGUUUUGGCAGAUCUCCGGCUACGUGUGGACAGGGCCUGAAACUCUUCCACUUGGGCCGUUAUGGUCUGCGUCUGCCCUCAUGUGUCUCCUUGUGUUCCUCAUUUGUCCCCAGAUCUGCAGCCCUCUAGGUUUCCCUCCUCAGGUAUCCCCCUCCCAGGUCCAGUGCUCCCGUGGUCCCCCUUAGUCACACCCCUGUAGUUUUUCCUUUCUGUAGUGUUUUCCUUUAGUUUCAGCUGUUCAUUUUAUUAGUCUCUUUAGUGUGUUUUUCCCACCGGUGUUUGUGGUCCCCCCCUUAGAAUAUUAGUAAUGUUUGCUGCUCUUCUUGUCUUUAGGUUUUACUCUUAGGUCAUGUUAGUUUCCUCCCUGAUUAGUUAAUUGCUUUCACUUGGUUUCUCUCCCCUCACACCUGCAGCUCAUCUCCCUCUCAUCCUCCCCAGUGUAUAAAACCCUGUCUGUGUCUUAGUGUUUUGUCAGUCCAUUGUUUGUGUCAGCGUUGUUUUGUUCCCCUCCACUUGGUCUCUAGGUUUGUGCUCUUUAAGUGAGCUUUAGUCUCCAGGAUUUUAGGACAUUGGUUUUUUUGGCUUCCUGCCCCUUUGGAUUUUGAGCUUUGGUCUCCAGGAUUUUAGGACAUUUGUUUUUCUCAUCCAAAUAAAAGGGAUUAUACUUUACAAAUCGCUCCUGCCUCGUGUCGUCUGGUGUUUCUGCACUUUGGGUCCAAACCUCCUCCUGGCUCACAUCGUGACAGGGGCAGGACCUCGGCCCUAACCCAGAGAAGGCAAAGCUCAUGACCAUAGCUGAGGGUAGGAACAUAGAUCGACUGGUAAAUCUUAUGAAAAAUCUUGUCAAAACUCCACAUUCAAAGUCUCAAACAAUUAGAAUAUUUUAAAAAGGUUUUAUAUUCUAGACUCAAAGUGUCCCACUCUAAUCAACGAAUGAAUCCUGAACACCUGCAAACGGUUCCUGAGCCUUCAGAUCAGAGGUAUUCAAUGCCGGGCCUGGAGGGCCAGCAGGGCCGUGCAGAGACCUUUGAAGGAGCCGGUGCUCAAAGUUAAAAAGGGGCACACAGAGUAAGUUUUUAAAACAGAUUCACAAUCCAGCAAGUUUGAAAAUUCAGAUAACGAGAGGUUAAAACAACAUAAUAUAAACUAGGAAAUUUUUUUUAUUUUGUGUUACCAAUUGAAGAUAAUAUUUCUUUAAUAUUUGCUUUACUUUUUAAAGCUGACUUAUAUCUAGAGGCGUUACAACCACAUUUUUGCCCCUGAUCCGAGUAAUUAGAUCUUCCAAUAAAGAUUCCUGUUCUGAUACGAGGUGGUAAUGCAAUGCAUUAAAAAGAAGAAAAAUGGGAGAACACCCAAGUUGUCCUUCUUUCUGUCAUUUAUUUAAUCCAUCCUUAUAAAGUCCUUCAUCCAGAAACAUUGAACAGUAUGCAACCACAGAAAGUUAUCCAGUGUGAUCUACAGCUAUGUUAGCGAAGAUCUUUUUCCUGUUUGUAGGAAAUUCCCGAUCCAGUUCUGUGAUCUCACUCUGAACUUAUACAAAACCUGAGAGCUCUGCCACCAACCCAACAACAUCUCUCUUUUGACCAUAAUUAUAACUGUGCCACCUGGUAUCUUUUUUGUUUUAUGGCUGUAAAACCGUAAUAAAAAGUUUCAAAUGUUUGUAACUCUGCUCCUUCUUCAGAACAACCUCAGCUUUCAGUGCUGGUUUGUAUUUAGUUUUUAUGUUUAUUAAAGCGUGGAAAAAUGCAGCUUAAAUGUAAAAAAAUAAAAUAAAAUCAACAGCCUAAUAAAAAAGGCUGGUUCUGUUCUGGGGAUGACUGUGGAACCGCUGGAGGAGAUGAUGCAAAGAAGGAUUCUCCAGAGAAUCAACAAAAUGAUGGACAACCUUGAGCAUUCUCUUCACAAGACUGUCCGACAACAGAAGAGUGUCUUCAGUCAGAGGCUUCUUCAGUUUGGCUGCAACACUGACCGCUACUGGAGAUCCUUCCUGCCAACAGCCAUUGUAAUAUACAACAACUCUUUGAUGACUUGAUUAUUAUUAUUAUUAUUAUUCUGAGCUACUACAGCAAUCAAUUUCCCUCUGGGAUUAAUAAAGUAUUUUUGAAUUGAAUUGAA
Molecule: messenger RNA, 8233 nt
Organism: Nothobranchius furzeri (turquoise killifish)
Lineage: Eukaryota; Metazoa; Chordata; Actinopteri; Cyprinodontiformes; Nothobranchiidae
Source: RefSeq, a predicted model, not a curated record